Messenger RNA from Pelobates fuscus (common spadefoot toad), 2452 nucleotides. It is a transcript of the gene PRIM2, whose product is annotated as DNA primase subunit 2. The transcript has 14 exons. Bases 259 to 1758 code for a protein of 499 amino acids. Gene Ontology annotation, cellular component: alpha DNA polymerase:primase complex. Lineage: Eukaryota; Metazoa; Chordata; Amphibia; Anura; Pelobatidae. Gene Ontology annotation, biological process: DNA replication initiation; DNA replication, synthesis of primer. The record is from RefSeq and is a predicted model, not a curated record.
GGAGCAGCAAACAUGUCGCCACUCGAUGAUCAUCAGUGUUGACUUUAUUGUUUAGAACUCGGAAUGGGAGGGAUCGUUGAUACCUAGCGUGAGCCUUCCAUCUAGACCUCAAACUCCAUAGCCGAUAACAAACUGUUAGUGCUUAGAUUGCUGAUCGAUGCGUUCGUCGUUUCUGUUCAUUUGGUCUGGCGUACUAUUCACACUUUCCCGCGUUCAAGCUGACGGCGCGAGAGUGGUAUUAGAGGAGAAGCGUUCAUAAUGCAGUUCACCAGGUCUCGUCUUUUGCGGCUUAACAAGAAGAAUGAACAGUUUCCUCUCACCUUACAGUUCUACCAAAAUCCGCCAACUGAAAAUAUCACUCUCGUUGAGUUUGAAACUUUUGCUAUUGAGAGACUGAAGCUUCUCAAGUCAAUUGAGAAUUUUGGUGUGAGUUAUAUGAAGACGUCGAUGGACUACGCGAGUAAGUUAGAGGCUGAGCUAAGAAAACUCAAGUUUCCAUAUAGGUAUAUACAAGAGGAGAAAAAAGAUGACAAGUGUGAACUUCAGAGAAAAGACCACAUCUCCCACUUUAUACUGCGCCUUGCCUAUUGCCAGUCAGAGGAUCUGAGGCGCUGGUUUAUACAGCAGGAAAUGGACUUGUUUAAAUUUCGCUUCAAUCAGUUGAAUAAAGAGAAGAUCCAGGAAUUUCUAAGGUUGAAUGAUUUGCAAUAUGUUCCUAUCAGUGAAGAAGAGAAGAAAUUGCACCAAGAGGAUCUGAUUAACGGAAGCUAUGGAUUGAGUUUAACUAAGUUGGAGGAACAGGAAUUCUACAAGGUUCCUUUCCAAGCUGCUCUGGAUCUGGUACGCCCAAGAAAAGUGUUCCUUUCACAAGGUUAUGCAUAUAUUCCCCAUAAAGAUAUUGUUAUCAUCAUCUUGAAUGACUUCAGAACAAGGUUGUCUAGAGCUUUAGCAUUAUCUGCUCGGUCCCUCCCUGUUGUGCAGUCAGAUGAGAGGCUGCAGCCUUUACUUAAUCAUCUAAGCCAUUCAUAUGUUGGGCAAGACUUUAGUUUGCAGAAGAAUACAGGAAAAAUUUCACUUGAACAAAUUGAUUCGCUGGCAGUAAAGUCAUUUCCUCUAUGCAUGCGUCAGCUUCACAAAGCUUUGCGGGAUAAUCACCACUUGCGUCAUGGUGGUCGCAUGCAGUAUGGUCUUUAUUUGAAGGCAAUUGGUUUAACAUUGGAACAGGCGUUACAAUUCUGGAAGAUGGAAUUCAUCAAGGGAAAAGUAGACUCAGAAAAGUUUGACAAGGUGUAUGCUUAUUCUAUCCGCCAUAAUUACGGUAAAGAAGGCAAGAGGACAGAUUAUACGCCAUACAGUUGUAUGAAGAUUAUUAUGUCCAACCCUCCAGGGCACGAAGACUCUCAUGGUUGUCCUUUUAAACACAGUGAUCCCGAGCUGCUUAGACAGAAGCUACAGUCAUAUAAGGUCCCUACCUCAGGAAUAAAUCAGAUACUGGACUUGGUGAAAGGUAUGCAUUAUCAGCUGGCUUGUCAGAAGUACUUUGAGCUGACACACAAUAUUGAUGAUUGUGGGUUUUCUCUAAGUCACCCGAAUCAGUACUUUGUUGAAAGCCAGCAAUUACUUACUGGGACUCGUGAUGUCAAAAAAGAACCAACUUCUGUUGAAAGUACUAGCCAGAUAUCUGCUACCGCGUCACUCACUAACACUCAGACAUCAGAAGAAAUGAAGGAUCUGGAUCAGCUCUUCAGCGAGUACUAAUCUUAGAUGAAGACUAAAUGUUAAGCUCUUUCUAUUAAUGGAAUGCUCUGUACCUCAUCCUAUAAGAAGAAACUCAUGCUGUAAUGAUAUCUAUAUAUGAAUGUAAUGGGUGUAUUCUGUUUCUUUGCUUCGUAUAUAUGCUCAUUUACUUUGAUAUGUAUCUUUGCAUCGUGAAGACCACAUAUGGACAAAUAGCACAACAUUACGGUUUGCAGAGUGGUGACUGUAAACAAGACUUUUCAUCAGACAUAAUAGCCCUUUGUCGAUUGUAUCAACAUCAUUUUCUUUGUCAAUACAGAUUGUUGCUUGCUUAAUCCUCAGCACUCUUUAUGUAGGCCUCAACCCUUCUAACUUCUUCAGGAUUCAGUUUUAGAUUUUGAUAUGGAAGAAAACCAGGAGAGCAGAAACGACAAGUCACUCUACCUACUCCUUAGAAUUCGACAUCUAUAGCUAAAAUUCAGUCUGAUGGAUACCAUUUUAAAGGAUCAUUUAAUAUUUUUAUGACUACAAUCUUUCUCACUCACUUUACUGUGCUGUCCAAUUAAAGGGCUGUGAUGACUUAUCCCCUUAUAAUUACUGGGUGCAGAACAUUCCGUUUCUACUGAAAAAAGAAUAUCAUGAGGCAGCAGCAAAGAAGCAGAAAAAAUAGAAACCGUUAGUUGCUACAGUUUUUUUAAGAUAGAAAGUUCAAGUU